Molecule: messenger RNA, 3436 nt
Organism: Vidua chalybeata
Lineage: Eukaryota; Metazoa; Chordata; Aves; Passeriformes; Viduidae
Gene: C4H4orf50
Product: chromosome 4 C4orf50 homolog
Exons: 8
Coding region: 67-2712 (881 amino acids)
Source: RefSeq, a predicted model, not a curated record
GAAAAUAUUGCAGAAAACUGCCUCCCUGAUGUGAAUAGUAGAUGUAAUGGAGAAGACAUAAUAGAAAUGGAAGAGAAAGGAAAGCAGGCUCAGAAACUAACUCACCAAACAAGCCCCUCCAAAAAUAUUGGCCUGAAAAAAAGGAAAGACCAGACCUUGAAACUACAUGAACCAAAUAAGAAUUUCUCAUGUCAAAAAAGAGCUGCUAAAAAUGUGCAACCUGAAUACUCUCAGAAUUUUUUUUCAUCGGAUGAAGAGAGAUAUCCACUAAACUUCCUGUUUCCUUUGCAAGAGAGGUCUGUGUGCUUAAGCAAACUAUUCCAGUCAGGGACCAGUUUUUAUAAGUGUUUCUGUCAUCUGUCAACCUGGGAAGCUGGAAAUGAAUGUAAUGUGAGAAUAUCUGUACUGGAAAAAGCAGUGGCUGCGUGUUCUCAGAGGAUAUUUCUGCUGAUGCAAGAGAAUGAGAAUUACUCCAAAAAAGUCUGUAUAUUGCAACAGGAGAAUGACAGAUAUGCUCAGAUGAUGUGUGCCCUGGAAGAGGAGAUGGGUGCAUAUUUUCAAUAUGCUUUAGCAGCAGAUGAAGCUAACAUUCUUUCAUUCCAAAACUUAAUUAAUGAGAAAGAAGUUGCUGGUGGAUGUUAUCAUAACUUUACAGAAGAAAGCACCAUGACCCCAGGAACAUUUUUAGUUUCAACUUUUUCUAAUAAUCUCUCAUAUGUUGAAGAGAAAAACAGGAAUUCUGAAAAAGACUCAUGGACAAUUGCAUCAAAUAAACUUCACGGGAGCGUUCUAUCUCUGAAUGGAAGGAAAAUGAGGUACUUCCAGCUGCUUUCUGACCUGAAAGAAGAAAGAAGCAGAUGCUUCAAAGAAAUGGCUAAAUUAUUACAAGACAAGGAGAACUAUGUAGCAAAAUAUAAUGAAUUAAUACAAGAGAGAAACAGAAAUUUACAAAGAAUAGCUCUUUCAGAAGGUGAAAAAGAAACUUUGUUAGAACAUUUGGCAGAGAUAAAGUGUGAGCAAGACAAAUACAGGACCUUAGUUUCAGAACUCCAAGACUGCAAAACUAGGUGUUAUAAAACCAUUUCUGACUUACAGGAGGAAAAAUGUGCAUUACAAAGAGAGAUAGACAGAAUCAAACAAGAAACUUCAGAACAGCUUGAUGAAUGUCAGAAAGCAAAUGCAAACUUUAUUUUAGAAAAUAAAAAUUUAAAAGAAUUAAUGUCUUCUUUGGGUUUCACAUAUGAAGAGUUGAUAAAAGAGAAAAGUAUAGGAACAAAGAAAAAUAUACUAAAACUAAAAGAAGAAAGUCAACAACCUGGUCUUAAGCCAAAGAAAGUUGAAACAACAUGUAGAGUAACGCAAACUGAAGAACAAGGAGUUCUGGCUAUAGAUCCUUCAGAUUAUUCCCCUGGGAAAAAGGGCAGCACAUUUGAAAGCUACAGUAUGAUGAAAGAGCAAGUCAGAAAGGUGGAAGAGGAACUAAAAAUACAGCAAAAGGAAUUAGAAAAAUCAAAAAAAGAGGCUCAGAAAUGGUACAGAGAGCUUGGUUUUGCUGAAACAAGGUGUGAAGAAACCAAAACUCAUUUGAUGCAGGCUCUCUCAGAAUUAGACCGCCUUAAGCAAGAAGUUGGGGACAAAACGCAGGGAAAGCAGCACUGCAAAUUAAUGCCUGUGUACACAUUGAAGAAUGCCCAGGAAAAAGAAGUGAAUAGAAUAGCCAGUAAGAGAUUAGAGCAGCAAGUGUUGACCUUGAAAGCCCAGCUCAGGGACCAGGCUGCAUUACAAAAUCAGUUUCGUGACUUGCAGAAUGAAGUGGAACUCCUUCAGGCUCAGCUAUGUGAAAAGGAGAAAGAACUGCAGAAGAGAAAGUCUGAAGUGAAGUUGACAUUAGCUCCUCUGAAGGCUAAGCUGGCUUGCCUCACCCAAAAGUGCCAGGAAAGGAACAGCUUCAUUAGGAGAAUGCACGAUGAAUUCCACAGGCAGGGGUUUAUUAACUCUGCAUUUGAUGAUGAGAUGAAGAACCUGGUGAAUGACAUGACCCUGGCAGAGUACAUGGUUGCUUUUACACCAAUGUGUGAUCAAGAGGUGCUGCCAUCCUCCACAGACAUUUCACAGGCUAAUGGGCAGCCAGAGGAUCGUGUGGCAGGUGCCAAAGGGAACAGGAUGACUGGGUCAGUAUCUGCAGACUCUCAGCCAGGGAUGGAUGGCCCCCACAGUUCUCCCCUCACCCCAAAUGUGUGUGCUGGUUCUUCUGUAACAAACCCUGAGAGGAUCACAGCCUUGCAUCGAGAGCUAAGAGAGAACCAUCACAAAAACUGCCAGAUACCUUCAGUUGUCCCCUCCAGCUCAAACCCGUGGGCUGGUCCCAGCCUGCCCAUGAUCCAUGGGGAAGCCCCUUGGCCUGUGCUGUCAGGGAUGAAGGAUGCUGCGGUGCCCCCGGAGCGUGCCGUGUUCUGGGCCACGAAGGGGAGGGAUCGGCUGUCGAAACACGAUGAUGUAUUUUGGGGUCAAAUGGGAAAUCAGCAUGCAGGUGCUAUUGCCCAGGGAAUGAAACACAAAAAUGCCAUUAUGAAUAAGGCAUGGCUCUCUAGAGAAAAAACAGAUGGCUCAACCUCAGCUACCACAGCAGAAAGCUAUUUGCCAGACGUGUUGUCAGCAAGUAAUAAAGGUCUAUAUCCUGUGGGGAGAAAUCAGCUGCAUGGGAAAGAAUAAAACCUGCAGAAAUAAAACAAGGUAAACAUCUUAGCAAUGUGAUUUUUUUCCUAUUGAUACAAAAGUACUAUUUUUUUUUUUUUAAUCAGGGAUAUUUUACUAGUUAGCACGGCCUAGCAAGUAGUUUGAGAUGACUGGAAAAUUUAUAUGGAAAAGAACUGUGAUAUUUUUCAUUAUGAAAGCUUCAUAGAAUAUUUGAGAUCACUGAAACACAUUUAUUUUUCUUUAGCCAGGCCACCUCCCUAUUUUCUUUUCACCUUUUGUUGGUGAUUUGAUUUUCUUUUAACUGAAACUGUGAAACAAAUCUAUUAAAUCACUUUUGCUACUAUGUGUAACCUGUUUCUUCAGUGUGCAGUGGCAAGUUCUGAAAGAACAUCUCCCUUGUGGGACUGUUUCCUUUGGAAUUUCAGGAAAUAUAGUGUCAUGGACCUCCUAGAAAUUAAUUUCAUAAAAAUUAGAGGGUAAUUUUGCUGUGUUUCUUUACUAUUGGGAAAUUUUAAAAAAAUACAUGCUUUUUUUUUUAAUAGGCCCACCUACAGCAGGACAUUCAGUGUGUUGCUGUAGGAGCUAGUUUCUGUAAAGUAGCAUCCUUCAAUUGCUGCUUUUAAGUAACAAAUUGCAGCUUAGCUUGAGUAGCUUUGCUGGACAUGUCCACAGCCACUUUCUGUAGGGGACUGCGUGGCCACUGUGGGUACAGAAACAUCUGAGUUCACAGGAUGGACGA